AUGAACAAGGAUUCUACACCUCCCUUUUUGGCACAACAGAUCUUCGACUGUCUCCGGAUCCUUGAGGGCGGCAGCUUGCUUCACAGCUUCGAGACGAUAUCUCGUUAUGUCCGCACAGUCUUGAAGGCUAUUUUAAAGCUCCAUGUGAUUCUAUUGGUGAAGCCAGAACCAGUCCCUAAUGAGUGUGAUGAUCCCAGAUGGAAAUGGUUUAAGGGGUGUUUGGGAGCCCUAGAUGGUACGUACAUCAAUGUUUUGGUGCCAAAUAAUGAUAAGCCACACUAUAGGACUCGCAAGGGUCAAAUUGCAACUAACACACUUGGAGUUUGUGACCGCAAUAUGAAGUUCGUAUAUAUUUUGCCCGGAUGGGAAGGGUCUGCAGCAGAUGCUCGCGUACUCCGGGACGCGUUGAACAGGCCACACGGGCUAAGAGUCCCACGAGGAAACUAUUACUUGGUAAACAACGGAUACGCCAAUAGCGAGGGAUUUUUGGCACCCUAUAAACGAGUUCGCUACCAUUUGAAGGAAUGGGGUCCGUCCAAUGCAAGACCACAAAACGCAAAGGAAUUAUUCAAUCUUCGUCAUGCAAAAGCACGUAAUGCUAUCGAGCGUGCUUUUGGCGUUAUGAAGAUGCAAUGGGGGAUCUUAAGGAGUGCUACAUAUUAUCCGAUCACUGUCUAA
Molecule: messenger RNA, 678 nt
Organism: Salvia miltiorrhiza (redroot sage)
Lineage: Eukaryota; Viridiplantae; Streptophyta; Magnoliopsida; Lamiales; Lamiaceae
Exons: 4
Coding region: 1-678 (225 amino acids)
Source: RefSeq, a predicted model, not a curated record